Molecule: messenger RNA, 1961 nt
Organism: Amphibalanus amphitrite
Lineage: Eukaryota; Metazoa; Arthropoda; Thecostraca; Balanomorpha; Balanidae
Product: leucine-rich repeat-containing protein 74B-like
Exons: 1
Coding region: 148-1671 (507 amino acids)
Molecular function (GO): protein binding
Source: RefSeq, a predicted model, not a curated record
AAUACAAAUGUGGCGUAACUGAUCCACAAUGAUAAAGUUGAAGUCAAUAUUCAAAUAAACUUAUACUAAACGCUUCAUGUAGCAGGUCAUAAAUGUUAAAAAAAACAGUGACAGAUAAAUAUAAACACAUGACCGCAAAGUCUAACGAUGGAAACGGUGCACGAGGAAUCGGAAUUACCAAACAUUCAAGUGACGAACCCGGAUCUCAAACAAAAACCUACCCAGAGCAACACAAAAGUUAAAAGUGUUCAAGACGCUUCGAUUAAGAACGAAAAUGGCGAUUCUGGUAAAAUGGCGGAGACCGACCCAGCCGCCCGAAGAAUCUCAUUUGACGGGAGGAACGAUGGCGGAUCCCAGGCCGACACAGAGCUUAGUGAAGUUUCUGAGUCGGAGGUCGGUUCACACACUGAAAUUGAAACAACUCACACUGAACUUGAGACAAAACACAGUGAAAAUGAGACAAUCGAUACCCAUACGACGCAGGCUCUCCAGGACACCGACGACCCAACUGUCGAAAUAGAGUCGCAGGAAAUCGCUGACGCCUUAGGACAGGUGCCACUCAGGUCUCUAUUGCUGGAACCCAUUCCGGAGCCAGACUACAGCGAUCUAUCCGACAGAGAGAAGCUGUUUCCUCGACCAGCAAUAUCGAAUCCCAAAGUAACGUACGAGCUGGCAUGCAAACAGCUGGGCGUUGUGCCCAUCAGUCAGUAUUUGCGGUCGCUGGAAACUAACGCGGAAGAUUUGCGGAUGCAGAGUUACGGGCUGGCGCGACUGGACAUGCUGCCUCUGUGUCACUCCCUGGCGUACAACACGACGGCAACCAGCCUGAACCUCAGUCAGAACCGACUGCUGGAGAACGUGCUGCCCAACAUCCAGGCCAUGAUGAACGACAACAGCUUCAUCGGCAGCAUCGACCUCAGCCGCAACAACCUGACCGGGCCGGGCCUGAAGAGCCUGCAGGUGAUGCUCAGCAACAACUACACGCUGACCUCUCUGAACCUGUCGCACUGCCGGCUGCUCGACUCGGACGCGCCGGCGCUGGCCGCCGUUAUCGAGAUCAGCCUGAACCUGCGCUCGCUCAGCCUGGCGCACAACGAGCUCUCCGAGUGCGGCAAGCUGCUGGGCGGCGUGCUGGCCGACAGCGAGGGCCUGGAGGCGCUCGACCUCUCAUGGAACACCUUCCGCUCCAAGUCGGCCAAGGAGCUGCUGCUCGGGCUGCGCAAAAACACCCGACUGCGCCGCCUGGAGCUGGCCUGGAACAGUCUCGGACCCGACACGGCCGUCGCCCUGCGCGACCUGCUCAAGAAGAACUCGGCCAUCAUCGAGCUGGACGUGUCGCACAACCGGCUGAGCGACAAUAACAUGAAGCCGAUCGGCCUCGGCCUGACCAAGAACCAGACACUGGAGAAGCUCUGGAUCGGACACAACCCCGUGACGCCGGUCGGCGCCCUGGCGCUGAUCAGGGCCUUGCCCAAGGCCAGCGUCAACCUGGUGGACUUGUCCGAGAUCGAGGUCAGCAGCGACUUCGUCAAACUGAAACAAGCUGAACCCAGAGGCGAUUACUGUGAUACACGGUACGGUAAACAAACAUGGUGCUCAUUGUACCCACGCCGAAAAAGAAGCGAGGCUGAGAAAGAUGCUGACUUACAUGGAAGUUACACAGUUUCAUAGUAAAUGGAACAAUGAAUAAGUAUGAAAGGGAGAUAAAGCUGUUAUGAAAUAAGAGGCCAGUUCAAUGGAUAUUUAGAACAAAAUGCUGUUUUCAAUACCGAGGCAUGCAGGCACGUUUUAUCCCGUGUACGAGUAAGUGAGAUAACUUGUUCAAUGUCUUUAUCUUUCUAACUAUAAAAAACUUAUCAACUUAUAAAAAAGAUCAAAAAUUAAAAGUUGGUUUUUUUCCCGAUAUAAACGACCUGAACACUUUUUUGAACUGCACUUCCUAGUUCCUACGAACACCACGG